CAGUGUUGGGAAUGCAGCCACCACUCCCACUGGAUGCAGUCAGAGAGCUGGUGUGUUCCUGUCUUCACAGAGACCCAGUAGCCGCUGACCUGAGAUGCAGCCUGUUUGUGGCCGCUGCUCAGAACUACAAGAGGGACUCAGUGCUCAGACCCUACCCCCCCAGAUACAUCAGAGACACAGACACCAAGGACUUUGAUGAGCUGGUGAGGAAUCGGACAGGACAGAAAACUCUUGAUAUUUUCCAUAUCAAAGAGAAUGCUUAACUUAUAAUUCAAACCUUCAGAUACAGGCUCUCUGCCUAAAAGUCAAGCAUGUUAUUCACCAUCACUGUACACCACACCUGUCCUGUCCUACAGCUGUACUGGGUAAUAGCUGGGUCUACUGGUUAUAGUCUGGGUCGUGUUCAUGGCACACAACAGAAAAGGUUUUUAGAACCUUUUGCAGUGGAAAAUGAAAUGGAGCAUUUCUUAUUUCUUAAGUCCAGUUAGUUCCUCUCUGUUUCAGUCAGUUUUCUUCCGUUUGGUGCCUAAUGAACAUGACGCUGCUCUUGUAUUCUUUCCAGCUGUCAGAUGUGAGCAGUUUGCCUGGUGUGAGGGAGCUGGUGAGACUGAGACCUGGUGAAGCAGACCAUCAUCUGGCCCUCACACACUGGGUUCUCUCCUCCAAGAGCUUCGCUGUGAAGACACUACAGAAAGACGAGGUAAAGGCAAUAAUAUCUCUUAAGGAAAAUAAGUGUUCAGGAUACACACUGCACUUCUUUGGGAUCUUCUUUUCUUUUAAGUUAUGGUUGAACAUUUCCCAUGCUCCUGCAACAAGUAUCUUCAGAUAUCACCUUAGUCUAUGUUCUCAGAGAGAUUAUUCUUUGAGCGAUGUCCCUGCCUGCUCUCACGUGACUCUCCAUUAGUAUAUUACAUUUGACAUGCUUGUUCCCUCCUCUCCGCUGCCCUCUCCACUUCCCUCUCCGCUGCCCUCUCCACUGACCUCUCCGCUGCCCUCUCCGCUGCCCUCUCCGCUGCCCUCUCCACUGCCCUCUCCACUGCCCUCUCCACUGCCCUCUCCACUGCCCUCUCCACUGCCCUCUCCGCUGCCCUCUCCUCUCCACUGCCCUCUCCACUGCCCUCUCCGCUGCCCUCUCCGCUGCCCUCUCCGCUGCCCUCUCCGCUGCUCUACAAUAGUAUGCCAAGCUGUGUAACCUGACUGAGAGUGAGGGGAUCUCCACGCCUGUCCCAGACUUCCUGUUUGAGCUGGAGUACUGCGACCAGAUGAACGCUAAGUUUGAGAAGACACGGGCGGGACGCGACCUCUUGUAUGCAUUCCACGGCAGCCGACUGGAGAACUUUCAUUCUAUCAUCCACAACGGACUACACUGCCACCUCAACAAGGUCAGUGGAGUUACAGGAAGAUUGCAGCUUCACCAGUCCUGUGAUGAUGAUCCUUAUAUUUAUUUUGUUCCCAGUAGCCCUGCUUCAGUAUAGAUUUUCAGAUUGAUGAUUUAUUGGUUGGUUGAUUGAUAUUUUCACAGAUAAUUUUUAUGUUUAGACAAAAGCCAGUAUUAGCUACAAAAGGAAUGGACUUGCAUUGAUGAAGUUGCGUUUUUGACAGACUUGUUUUUGGUGAUUUCUCUACAGACGUCGUUGUUCGGGGAGGGCACCUACCUCACCAGUGACCUCGGCAUGGCGGUCCUCUACAGUCCCCAUGGCAACGGUUGGCGUGACAGUCUCCUGGGACCGUUGCUAAGCUGUGUCGCCAUGUGUGAGGUCAUCGACCACCCGGACGUUAAGUGCCAGGUGAAGAGAAAAGGUCAGAGCUUUGUCCAGAACAUUUACACAACACUCUUAUUUAAUUAGGCACCCUGAAUAUUCUCUAGCUCGUCCUACCCCAUGUCAGUUCUCUUAGUGUUUGCCUCUUGCACAACAAAUGAGUGGACCAUGCAACAAUGGCUGCCUCUCAAAGCCAGUAAUAAUUUCCCUAAACCUGUUUCAGACUCAGAGACCAUUGAUCGCCAGCGCUCCAGAGCCAGGAACAGUGAAGGAGGAGAGGUUCCUCAGAAGUACUUUGUGGUCACCAACAAUCAGCUCCUCAGAGUCAAGUACCUGCUAGUGUACUCUCAGAGAAGACACCUGUCCAGGUUAGUACAUUUACAUUUUAGUCAUUUAGCAGUCGCUCUUAACCAGAGCGACUUACAGGAGCAAUUAGGGUUAAGUGCCUUGCUCAAGGGCACAUUAACGUCAUUUAGCAGACGCUCUUAGCCAGAGCGACUCACAAAUUGGUGCGUUCACCCUAUAGCCAGUGGGAUAACCACUUUACAAUUUGGGGGGGGGGGGGGGGGGGGGGGGGGGGGUUAGAAGGAAUACUUUAUCCUAUCUCAGGUAUUCCUUAAAGAGGUGGGGUUUCAAAUGUCUCCGGAAGGUGGUGAGUGACUCCGCUGUCCUGGCGUCGUGAGGGAGCUUGUUCCACCAUUGGGGUGCCAGAGCAGCGAACAGUUUUGACUGGGCUGAGCGGGAGCUAUGCUUCCGCAGAGGAAGGGGAGCCAGCAGGCCAGAGGUGGAUGAACGCAAUGUCCUCGUUUGGGUGUAGGGACUGAUCAGAGCCUGAAGGUACAGAGGUGCCGUUCCCCUCACUGCUCCAUAGGCAAGCACCAUGGUCUUGUAGCGGAUGCGAGCUUCAACUGGAAGCCAGUGGAGUGUGCGGAGGAGGGGGGUGACGUGAGAGAACUUGGGAAGGUUGAACACCAGACGGGCUGCGGCAUUCUGGAUGAGUUGUAGGGGUUUAAUGGCACAGGCAGGGAGCCCAGCCAACAGCGAGUUGCAGUAGUCCAGACGGGAGAUGACAAGUGCCUGGACCAGGACCUGCGCCGCUUCCUGUGUAAGGCAGGGUCGCACUCUCCGAAUGUUGUAGAGCAUGAACCUGCAGGAGCGGGUUUACAUUUUAGUCAUUUAGCAGACGCUCUUAUCCAGAGCGACUUACAGUUAGUGAAUAUUUUUUACAUUUUUAUACUGGCCCCCCGUGGGAAUCGAACCCACAACCCUGGCGUUGCAAACGCCAUGCUCUAUCAACUGAGCUACAUCCCUGCCGGCCAUUCCCUCCCCUACCCUGGACGACGCUGGGCCAAUUGUGCGCCGCCCAUGAGUCUCCCGGUCGCGGCCGGCUGCGACAGAGCCUGGAUUCGAACCAGGAUCUCUAGUGGCACAGUUAGCACUGCGAUGCGGCGCCUUAGACCACUGCGCCACUCGGGAGUUCAGUACCUGCUAGUGUACUCUCAGAGAAGACAGCCUGUAUGGAGUGGUACACACUUAUAUCAGAGGGUGACACCUCUGUGAUAGAGGUCUUCAGGGAUCCACCUGUACCCGAUCCAGAAUUGUAAAUAAUGUCAAGGGUCAGAUAUGAUAUGAUUGUCACGAGUCGAGAGAGAGAGAGAAUUAAAAGUUAAAGGAGCAGGAUGGGCUACAACGACCACGAACAGGUAGGCUGCUAUUUUUUAAUUGAGUUGUUGUAUGUAACUGUGUAGGACGGGAAAGCCAAUGCCGCCUCAGUUAGCCUAGCUAGCUAACGUUAGCUAGCUUAACUAGCUUCUCCCGGUUUGAUGCAUUCCAGACGGGUACUACGUAAUCACAUUACAUCAUAAAUAACAUAACUAUGGCAGCUAUUAGUCUCCUGUAGUGCGAGUCGGCUUGGUUGGUUGCGGACUCUCGUCUGUCCCUCUCUCCUCCCUGUUUCCCAUGACAGUCCCAGUAGUCUCCACACGCAACACGGUUCCUGCUAGAGAGCCACCUCUCCUCUCCUUUGCGCUUUAUCAACUCCGGUUAAUAAAGCAGGUUAAAUAUGUACUUUUUCUGCAGCAUCCCUCACUCGGAUCGGACCGGGUCUGGAUCCAACCAGGUUUAUACGGAAAGGGUCUAGUUGUCCUCGGGUCCAUUCGGAACUGGUUUCUAUAUUUUUUUAAAAUAAAUGUAAUCACAUCGGAUCCGGAUGGGAAAGCCCCAGGUCCAUUUCGGGAACUGACCCGUGAAGGCCUCUACUCUCCUAUAAACAGUAUGGUAAUUGUGAUAGUUGUGUUAUCUUCGCUGCCCUCUAGUGGUGUCGUGGUGGGUUGCCAGUACAUUUAGUAGAACUGAUGAACAUUUCAACAGGAUGACAGUUCUGUAACUGCUUCAGAUUUUCUCUCAGAUAGGAUCAUUUGACUUGUGUCAUAUUAUUUUAGAUCUUAGAUGUCAUCACUUGUGUGACGUGAUUGUAAUGUGAUUUUGUGACGUGUUUCCAGACAUUCCCGGGGCAGGUCGUGGCCGGUCAGACAUCACUUUGCCAUCAUGAUGAGUCUGUACCUGCUGCUACUCAUCUUCAUCGGUGCCUUCAACUCUACCACAUUCCUCUCCUUCUGGAACCGGCUGUUCCGGUGACAUCACAAUCACAAGAC
Messenger RNA from Coregonus sp. 'balchen', 4414 nucleotides. Lineage: Eukaryota; Metazoa; Chordata; Actinopteri; Salmoniformes; Salmonidae. The record is from the annotation of a GenBank genome assembly.